This is a messenger RNA of Adineta steineri, 1728 nucleotides long. The record is from the annotation of a GenBank genome assembly. NCBI's taxonomy places the organism in Eukaryota, Metazoa, Rotifera, Eurotatoria, Adinetida, Adinetidae.
AUGGCUGGUUGGCAAUUGCAAUGCUCCAACACAACUUGUUUACCAGUUGCCACUUUCAGUGUGUCGAGCAUUGACAACUGUGAAAUGGCUUGUUUAGCUGAAGUCCAUUGUAAAGCAAUUAGUUUUCAUAAAUCAUCAUCUAAUUGUGAAUUAUUUGCUGACAUAUCAAACCAAAACGGCAAUCUGGUGAUGAACACGGACACUGUUACUAUGAUUGUUAUGGAUGGAACACGAAUUCCACUUGAACCGACUACAGUAUCAACAACAUCGGCAGCACUAAUAUCACCGGCAACAACACCAGCAGUACUAACGUCAGUAGCAACAACACCAGCAGCACUUACGUCAGCUGCAACAACCCCAGCCGCACUAACAUCACCGGCAACAACACCAGUAGUACUAACAACCCCAGUAGCACUAACAUCACCGUCAACAACACCAACAUCAUCAUCAAUAUCAACGACAACGUCGUCAUCAACAUCAUCCACAUCGUCAACAACAACAACAACUGCUUCAUCAUCAUCAUCAACAUCAUCAUCAUCAACAACAUCAUCAUCAACAACAUCAUCAUCAUCAUCAUCCACGUCGUCAACAACAUCAUCCACUUCAUCAUCAACAUCAUCCACAUCGUCAACAACAUCAACCACUUCAUCAUCAACAUCAUCUACAACAUCAACAACACCAGCAGCAACUACAGUCGGCUGCAGUACGUUUCUUAAUCAAACUACUUACGCAGUUGGUUCUUCCCCGCAGUCAGUAGCAGUCGUCGAUGUGAAUAGCGACAAUAAACCCGAUAUUGUUGUUGCAAACUGGGGUUCGGCCACCGUCGGUGUUCUUCUCAACACAGGCAGCGGUACCUUUAGUGCUCAAACUACUUACACAGUUGGUUCUUAUCCAAAGUCAGUAGCUGUCGUCGAUGUGAAUAGCGACAAUAAACCCGAUAUUGUUGUUGCAAACAAUGGCGAUAUCACCGUCGGUGUACUUCUCAAUACAGGCAAUGGCACUUUUAAAGCUCAAACUACUUACACAGUUGGUACUGACCCAAUGUCAGUAGCAGUCGUCGAUGUGAAUAGCGACAAUAAACCCGAUAUUGUUGUUGCAACCUAUUAUUCGAACAACGUCGGUGUUCUUCUCAAUACAGGCAACGGCACCUUUAAUGCUCAAACUACUUACACAGUUGGUAGUCAGCCAUUUUCAGUAGCAGUCGUCGAUGUGAAUAGCGACAAUAAACCUGAUAUUGCUGUUGCAAACUAUGGUUCAAACACCGUCGGUGUUCUUCUCAACGCAGGCAAUGGCAUCUUUAAUACUCAAACUACUUACCCAGUUGGUACUUCUCCAUAUUCAGUAGCAGUCGUCGAUGUGAAUAGCGACAAUAAACCCGAUAUUGUUGUGGUAAACAAUGGCGAUAGCACCGUCGGUGUACUUCUCAACACAGGCAAUGGCACCUUUAAAGCUCAAACUACUUACACAGUUGGUAGUAGUCCACAGUCAGUGGCAGUCGUCGAUGUGAAUAGCGACAAUAAACCUGAUAUUGUUGUUGCAAACGAGGGUUCAAAUACCGUUGGUGUUCUUCUCAACACAGGUAGCGGCACCUUUAGUGCUCAAACUACUUACUCAGUUGGUACUAGCCCAUGGACAGUAGCAGUCGUCGAUGUGAAUAACGACAAUAAACCCGAUAUUGUUGUUGCAAACUUUGGUUCAGCCACCGUCAGUGUUCUCAUGCAUUGUUAA